Messenger RNA from Colletotrichum tamarilloi, 948 nucleotides. RefSeq lists its product as uncharacterized. The transcript has a single exon. Lineage: Eukaryota; Fungi; Ascomycota; Sordariomycetes; Glomerellales; Glomerellaceae. The record is from RefSeq and is a predicted model, not a curated record. Bases 1 to 948 code for a protein of 315 amino acids.
AUGAGCCUUUUGGGCGCCUCUAGGCCCAGUGCCCCGCCACGCCUGUCAUCCCUCCCUUGGGGCAGUCUCAACGGGCCAAAAGGGAUCCAGACGAAGAGAAACACAAGGAACAGAAAAUGUCAAAUCAAUCCCCCAAAAGCAUACAUCAAGUUGGUACUCUGUUUUCUGGGUUUCAACACUCACACACAACCCACUGCCGGCAUACUUCGCAAUGCCGUUUGUAAUCGUCAAAUUUGUCGAAAAGGGACGAUCGCUGGAUCUGUCGCUUCUCCCGCCUCGAUUCACUCCGUGGCUCUUCGCCUUCGGGCACCAUUUUCUUUGUCAAGCACAUACUAUUACCCCGUCGACUUGGAAUAUUUGCAUCUGUUUUCAUCCGGGAUAUAUCAUUGGUGGUCUUUCUGUCGCUUCGCGUUUAUAAUUUCGUCUUUAGUCGGUCGGGUACUCGUGGGGUUUUUGGAGCUUGGUACGGCGGUUUGUGCUGUCUUAUUUAAUAUUUUCUUUUACAGUUCUUUCACUCCUUUCUCAUCGGGGCGUUCAUCAACCAUGUCGACUGAACAUGUUCCCGAUGAUAUGAUACAACGAAAGCAUAACAGCCGUCGGUCGGGCCGAUGGGGGAAAGCCACUGGCAUGUUGGGAAUCAUUGGACGAUAUCCGAAUCUUGACGGCCCUUUUACGACCUUGGUGGAAAGGGUGAAAUCGCAUGGGGAUGGGAGGAGCAGGACAAUAAUGAGGAUGGAAGGAGGUUCAGGGGAAAAAGGAAAGAAAGGGGACCGUCAUUCGAUGCCUGAUAUACGAAAGGCUCGGUCGGGUUUGGCAGCUUUGGAAUUUCUCCGUUGCUUUUUCUCAAGGCCUCACGGCGCGACCCGGAAAACAAAAACAUUCCCUGUAACAACAACAGCACGAAGUCGACGAAUUCUCCUGUCUGGUGGUGGGCGGCGCAUUCCCUAG